AGUGCUCUUCCAGCAGCAGCAUCAGCAACACACCGCUCCUGGAUGCUGCGCUGGAGUAUGUGCGCACGCGCGCCACACUGGAAUUACUGCACAGCGCACACUUAAGUUGGAUCUUCAGUGUCUUGACGCAAACCAUGGAAACAUAUAAAAGUAUGACGAUCUUCAGAAUACGAAAAAUGAGCUUUAUGCGCGUCUGGACGUUUCCCGUGUUCGUAGCCGUGGUGUGCGCGCAGAGUGUUAAUGAUCCAAGCAAUAUGUCACUCGUAAAAGAAACUGUUGAUAGACUAUUGAAAGGAUAUGACAUUCGCCUGAGGCCAGAUUUUGGAGGUCCUCCAGUGGGAGUGGGGAUGAACAUAGACAUAGCCAGCAUAGACAUGGUUUCAGAAGUUAAUAUGGAUUACACAUUGACCAUGUAUUUUCAGCAAGCUUGGAGAGACAAGCGCCUGUCCUAUUCUGAGAUUCCCCUCAACCUGACACUGGAUAACAGAGUAGCUGAUCAGCUGUGGGUGCCAGACACAUACUUCCUGAAUGACAAGAAAUCUUUUGUUCAUGGUGUAACUGUGAAGAACAGAAUGAUACGUCUCCAUCCCGAUGGUACAGUGCUUUAUGGGCUCAGGAUUACGACCACAGCAGCCUGCAUGAUGGACCUGCGCAGAUACCCACUAGAUGAACAGAACUGCACACUGGAAAUCGAAAGCUAUGGCUACACUACAGAUGAUAUUGAGUUUUACUGGCGAGGUGGAAAUCAUGCAGUAACAGGAGUUGAAAGAAUAGAGCUUCCUCAGUUCUCCAUCGUUGACUACAAGCUCAUCUCUAAGAAUGUGGUUUUCUCUACAGGUUCCUAUCCUCGCCUUUCCCUGAGCUUCAAGCUUAAGAGAAACAUUGGUUACUUCAUUCUCCAGACCUACAUGCCUUCCAUCCUUAUCACCAUCCUGUCCUGGGUAUCCUUCUGGAUCAACUAUGAUGCCUCAGCCGCCAGGGUUGCUUUAGGAAUCACCACUGUGCUCACCAUGACCACCAUCAACACGCAUUUGCGUGAGACUCUUCCAAAGAUUCCAUACGUCAAAGCCAUUGACAUGUACCUCAUGGGCUGUUUCGUCUUUGUCUUUCUGGCUCUGCUGGAGUAUGCACUGGUCAACUACAUCUUCUUUGGCAGGGGACCCCAGCGGCAGAAGAAAGCAGCUGAGAAAGCAACCACAGCCAACAAUGAGAAAAUGAGAAUGGAUCCGAACAAAUGGAUGGUGGGAAAUGUAGUUCAGCGAGAGGAUGCUCUGUAUGCCAGAAUGAAACAGAGGGAUAUUGACGCUCAUGACUCCAUGUGGGAACCAAUCUUUGUGGACGAUGCAGCAUUAGGACUGGGCGAUUCAAAAAAUAAGAUGGACCCUCAUGAAAACAUUCUUCUUAGUCCCAUGGAAAUCAAGAAUGAAAUGGGUGCAUCAGAGUUGACCCUGGGUUUGGGUGACCCACGUGUAACCAUGCUAGGCUAUGACAGCACCACGUUGCAGUAUCGGAAAGCCGGCCUAGCCAGGCACAACUUUGGACGCAAUGCGUUGGAAUGCCACGUGGCACAGAAGAAGAGCCGACUACGACGGCGUACUUCACAGCUUAAAAUCACCAUUCCUGACUUAACUGAUGUCAAUUCAAUUGACAAAUGGUCAAGAAUGAUCUUUCCUACCGUAUUUUCUUUUUUCAAUGUCAUCUACUGGCUCUACUACGUCAACUAAAUACAUGCCACAUUUUUGAGUCAGCGUAUUCUUCCAUUUUCCUGCCCGUUGGUUUUGCAAUACAAGCAGGACAGAUUUAAAUCAGGACUAUUUUGUUUAAUUCACCUUAAUUGCUGGCUGAUACACACAUUCUUCUGGGGUUUAAAACAAAUGGUGCCUGCUCCAAAAAUCAAAUUUUUAUGUUGUAAUAGAUUUUAUUGUGUGUGUGAGUUUGUGUGUUUUUAAAUGUUUGGUUUAUUUUUAACAAUUAUUUCUAUUAGGAAAAAGCUGUAUUUACUUUGCUGCCAAAUGAUCAAAACUAUUAUAAAACAACAUCUUUUUACCAAUAGAAAUACCAGUGUCUUUAGUAAGAUAGUGGAGAAAAUAUCCAUUGCAUUUCACUGUCAACCCUUUUGGUCAUUUACAAAGUGGGAUUAACGAAUUUAAAGAAAUGUUCUGGGUUCAAUGCACUACACGUACAGUACUGCACAAAAGUCUUAGGCCACCAUGCCACUAUAAGAUUUGUUGUUUUUGCAAUGAUAUAAUAACCAUAUAUUAUUAUUUCUUAGUCUCUUUAUUAGAAUAUCAAUACAGAAAAUCUGUAUUAGGUAUAAAAAAUGUCUCUUUACACUAGAGUGCAAAUAAUGUCUGUUUACAAAUAGUGACCCUUGUUAGCAAAUGCUAUUUCCACUAGCUCCGCCCACCACUGUCUAGUUGGACCACUAAUGAAAGAAAUCAACAGCUUCUGUGAUGUCGGGAGUAGACUAUAUUGCUUGUGAAAUUUGCUUUUGACGCAAAGUCGCGGGUUUAAAUCCGCCAUUGCCGACCUCACUCAUCUCCCUUUCCUAUCACAUUGAAAGGGUGUUUAUUGUCAAUAAACGUGGAUAUAAAGUGCCUAACGAGUGUAUAUUAAGAAUUAAAGUAUUUAUUAGGCAGGGUUAGGGAGCUGGUGUAGUGAGGGCUGCUUGUAUCUUAAUAAAUAGACCAAAAUAAGUAUGGGUGUUCUUCAAAACUUUGCUAAAACAACAAAGCUGGUGGUGGCAUCACAGUACUGUACAAAACUCUGUUGAAGGACCGCUAGACAGAUUAACAACAGUAAUGUAAAGCUUAUUUUUAUCAGUAUUUUGUAUAAAUUUUUUACAUGAAAAAAUAAGAACAUGUUGCGAUCACAUGACCAGAGAAAUCGUCCUGUAACUGUCUGAUUGUGUGAAACUAAUGCCGAGUUCAGACUGCAUGAUAUUCAAACAAGUCGGGUCACAGAUGUUUGGGGUAGCGUCCAGUCGCUGCUGUUUCAGACUGCAUGAUGGAUUGGCCACAGGGGGUUUAACACUGCAUGACUUAACCAUAGGAAGAAUCGCCGACAACUUUGUCCCGGACCGCAAAAUACGUCCACAAAGUGUCACAAUAAGGAAACAACGCGAGGUCAUGCGUGCAAGACCUGAGUUCUCACGUGAGACUGGGAUAAUUUUUUUAAAUGGUAGCCCGCAAGAAGCAUACCAUACAAAUUGCAUGUGCGCUCAUUUGCAGCAGAAAGAAGAAGAAAUAAAGUUUAAGAAGGAGGAAAUGGUUGGGGAGACUCCUCCCCGAACUUCCAGCUGUCCUGUAUGUCGCUCUCUCAUUGGCUGUAGGUCAUCGCCGAUGUUAUUUUCAGUCAAAACACAUUUCACAUGGCAUGAUUUUGAAUUGCAGACAGGUCCAGAUAUUUAGCAUGCCAAAUAUCUCACUGGUGGCGAUUCUCUCAGAUCACAUCUUUGAUAAUUCACACCGUGUGAUUGUCACUCACUUGCACGAGCAUCGAUUUGCCUUUGAUUUUGGGCAUUUGUCUGUGAUUUCUCAAAACCUGUCGGUGAGUCAAAAUCAGGGCUAAAAUCGUGCAGUCUGAACUCGGCAUAAGAGUAUUACAACAAAGAGCAAACCAUGAAAUGGAGUCAUACUAAAUGAUACAAUUAUUUAUUCAACAGUGUUCCACAAAUAUUAUUGACAGAGUUUAAAGGAUAAUUCCGGUAUUUAACACUUUGAGUCUCAUUUCUGGUUUGUUUUGGAUGAACUACAGUGAUGGACACAGAAAUUUUGACAAUGGGUCGUGUCUUGAGUUUUUGACUCGUUUAGAAGUGUCUCUUGACUGCUUCAGAAUGGAAGUCAAGGGCCAUGCACAAA
This is a messenger RNA of Paramisgurnus dabryanus, 3860 nucleotides long. Its product is annotated as gamma-aminobutyric acid receptor subunit beta-2. Lineage: Eukaryota; Metazoa; Chordata; Actinopteri; Cypriniformes; Cobitidae. The record is from RefSeq and is a predicted model, not a curated record. Gene Ontology annotation, cellular component: membrane. Gene Ontology annotation, molecular function: extracellular ligand-gated monoatomic ion channel activity; GABA-A receptor activity. Gene Ontology annotation, biological process: monoatomic ion transmembrane transport.